Molecule: messenger RNA, 3322 nt
Organism: Amaranthus tricolor (Joseph's coat)
Lineage: Eukaryota; Viridiplantae; Streptophyta; Magnoliopsida; Caryophyllales; Amaranthaceae
Product: golgin candidate 4-like
Exons: 15
Coding region: 693-3017 (774 amino acids)
Biological process (GO): endoplasmic reticulum to Golgi vesicle-mediated transport; Golgi organization
Cellular component (GO): Golgi apparatus
Molecular function (GO): small GTPase binding
Source: RefSeq, a predicted model, not a curated record
AUAUUCUUUCUCUUCAACUUUUAAAUGGUUCUGUUGUAUUCUAAUGAAUAGCAUAAAGUGUUAAAGAUGAUAAAAUGGUGGAGAUUUAGAGGGAAUCAAAUUCCAAGGGUGGUGGCUGGUAGGUGGAAUUUUAUGCAUGUUCAAGUUAGUGGUGGUGUUUAGAACAUCAAUUGCAGGAAGAGGGAGAUGAUGGUUGUGGUGAUGAAGGAGACAAAGAAAUGGUGGGGUGGUGCACAUGUGAGAAUGAGGGGAGAGAUUAGAUUUUUUUAAAAAUAUUUUUUUGGGUAAAAUUGACCUGUUUUACGGAUAAUGAGUUAAAAUAGAUGUUAGUGGUAAACUCACGUCAAAAAUUAUAUUAUUCAGUGUUAAUUAAAAGUUCGUAUUAUUAUAAGAAAAUCACUAAAAAGUCGUAUUAUUCACGAUAAUUUUUUUUAUUAGAAUUUAGAAGAUUUCUUAGUUCUUACCUUAUUUAAAUUAAAAAUUAAAACAAUAUUAGAAGCUUUCUUACCCCUUUCAACAAUAAGUCCUCUCGUCUCUAUUACCCCUACCAAGAACUUCUUUCCAGAUCUACCCGUCUCUACCUCCAAUCUUUCACUCCAAUUUUGACAAUUCUCGACUUCCCUGCAAUUUCGGAAUCACAUUGCGAAUUUUAUGUCAUCAAAUAAUUCUUUCGAUUGAUUGAAGUAAAAAAAAUGUGGAGUUCAAUUGCUGAUUUGAAAGAAAACCUAAAUAAAAUUGCUCUCGAUGUCCACGAUGAUAGCGAUGACGAGGUUCUUGCGAUCCAUGGCAAUGAUUCUCCGUUCUUUGAUCGCCGACGUUCACACAGUCUUGCUCAUUCCCAAUCGGCUUCUAAUUCUACGAUUAUGUCAAAUGGCGUCGAUUCUCCGUACGUUUCCGAGAUUGAGCGGUUUAAAGCGGAGAUAAAGAAACUUAGGGAUUCUGAAGCGGAAAUUAAGGCAUUAUCGGUUAACUAUGCAGCUUUGCUGAAAGAAAAAGAGGAUCAUAUAUCUAGGCUUAACCAGGAAAAUGGCUCAUUGAAACAAAACCUGGAACUUACAAAUGCAGCGCUCAGUGCAUCAAGAAACGACACUUCUAGAACGUCAACAAGUGGUAUGAAUGGGUCAAAGGGAAGUGGAGAGCAAUCUCCUAAUUGGCAGAGCAAGCAUGGAGCCCUAGGUAGAAAUCGUUCUGGUGGAAACCAGUGGCAAAAUGGUGUCUCCAAACAGGAUAUGAAUAGUAAUGGGUAUUUGCAUGCAAAUCAAGCUGAUUCGACCGCUAGAGGUUCGACCUCAGGUCGUGAAAAGGAACUUGCAGAUAUGUUAGAAGAGAAAAACAAGCUGCUGGUCUCUAUGCAGAGUGAUUAUGAGCUACAGAUGAAACAAUUGAGGACGGAAUUGGAAAAAGAGAGCAAAGCAUUGGCAAAUACAAGACUCAAAUUACAAGAUAAACAAAAGUUGAGCGGUUCUUUAGAAAAGGAGCUGAAAGGAUUAAAGUCUGGUCAUAAUGAAACAUCUUUUGAGGUGAAUAAGCUACGCCAAGAGGUGAAUGAAAAAGAAGAAAAAAUUGGACAAUUACUUACGGAACUCCGUAGAAAAGAGAACGAAGGUUUAAUUGAUAUAGAUAGUUUGAGAACAAGAAUUGCAACUUUGGAGAAGGAGAAUUUGGAGUUAAAGGCUGAGAGAGAAAAACUUGAAUCUGCACUCAAGGAGUCUUCUGUGGCGGGAAGAAAGCCGUCUGGCUCGUUGGAUGAGGAUGGGCAUGCAUCAACAAGCUUUCCUGAAAAAGUUGAACUUGAGCAAUCUCUCCAAAAGAUCGAGAAAGAUCUUAAAGAAACACUCCGGGAAAGGGAUAAAGCCAAGCAGGAGCUUUCCCGUCUUAAGCAACACUUAUUAGAUAAGGAAUCAGAAGAAUCAGAAAAGAUGGACGAGGAUAAUAAAAUUAUUGAGGAACUUCGUCAACAUGUUGAAUAUCAGAAGACAACGAUCUUUAAUUUGGAAAGAGCUUUGGGGCAAGCACAUGCAAGUCAGGAGGAGAUCAGGACAAUGAAUGACUAUGAAUUGCAAAAAUCAAAGGAAAUAAUUGAAGACUUGAAAAACAAACUUGCUAGCUUCAUGAGUGCUAUUGAUGGCAAAAAUACCGAACUUCUGAACCUGCAAACUGCUCUUGGACAGUACUAUGCUGAAAUUGAAGCCAAGGAGCGGCUGGAAGGUGAAUUAUCACAAUCCAGAAAGGAGUAUUCAAAGCUUUCUCAACUUCUGGAGGACUCAAAGCAGCAAAUUGAAGUAUCUAACAAAGAGAAGGAAGAAAUUUUAGCAAAGCUGGCUCAAGCUGACAAGAUGAUAAUAGAAUGGAAGAGUCGGGUAAAUAAAGUUGAAGAGGACAAUGUGAAACUGCGUCGUGCGUUGGAGCAAAGUAUGACAAGGCUCAAUAGGAUGUCAGUGGAUUCUGAUUUUCUUGUUGACAGGCGCAUUGUCAUCAAGUUACUCGUGACAUACUUCCUAAGAAACCACAGCAAAGAGGUCCUUGAUCUCAUGGUUCGCAUGCUGGGAUUUUCAGAUGAGGAUAAACAGAGAAUAGGAGUUGCUCAGCAAGGAGGCGCAGGAAAAGGUGUAGUUCGUGGUGUGUUGGGCUUGCCAGGCCGCCUUGUUGGUGGCAUUAUUGGUGGAGGUUCUGCGGGUACAUCUACAAAUAUGGCUUCGGACAAUCAGUCUUUUGCAGAUUUAUGGGUUGAUUUUCUUCUUAAAGAAUCAGAAGAGAGAGAAAAACGAGAGUCCAUGGAAUCCAAUGAUGAAUCCAAGGGCGUUGCUGGCAGCAGUUUAAGUCCCCAAGGUGCACAAUCAGCAACGCCCGAUCGAAAAUCUGGUCCUAGUGGACGACCUCCUAUCUUUACGACCACAAAUCCUUCCAUCGAUACAUCAAGAUCACUAUAUUCCUAUCAAAGCUCAAGACCAUAUGAUAAUCCUGCCUCGGAGUUUUCCACAGUUCCCCUUACUCCAUCAGGCAAACAGUUCUCAUAAUUUUGGAGUUCACUUGCCUAUAUACAAAUGGCAUGUGCAUCUUGUAAUUAACCACAAGGUAAAAAAGUUUUGUUUCUUGUUGGUUUGAUUCUGUCUUUUCAAUUCAUUUAUAUAUUUGAUUCAAUUGCAAAUAUGCCCUCAUGUUGAAAUAUUCUUGUGUUGAUUAUAAUUAGAGCCAGGCUUAGACUGCUUAAUGUCUCAAAUUAGAUCUUCUCUUAAUAAUAAACUGUAUGCAACGGUCAUUCUUGUACAAUAUAUGCUUUCAUAGACGAAUUCAGUUGAUUAGUAAGUUUCAUUCACGAAUA